CCUCCACACUCACGGCGGCGCGCUUUCCAAUGAGGCGGCGCUGGCGGCGCGCUGCUCCGGAUCCGCAUGGUGGUGCUUGGGACCACGUUUGCGUACUGGCUCAUUGGAAAAGAGCAAGCCUUUGGAAAUGUAUCUGAUCAGGGUUUUACCGGGACUGAGAUACAUCUCGGGAAAGCCUCAGCACAUAUGGAGGACCGUGCAGUGCAGAGGGGUUCACCUGCGGAACGGAGCUCAGCAGAGUAACGUUAAACCCCUCACCUGGUCCCUCCACCUGAGCAGGGGGCUUGUGCUUCAUGCCCUCCGAAGGACGUUUCUAAAGCCUGGAGUUAACGAGGUUCAGCCAUACAUCUAUGGACGAUGCUUUUCCUCCCAGCCGGUCAGCCCUGAGGAUGGAGUCCUGAUCUACACUGGCAAUCUGGGCAAAGCUGUGCUCGGAGUGAAGUUUUUCUCCUACUCCACCAGCAUGUUCAGCUUGUGCGUGAUGCCCUACGUCCUCACGAAGACGGGCCUCGGAGCGAGCAGCUUGGCAAUGAAGGUGGCCUUCUGCGGCUUCAUCGGCUUCUUCACCUUUCUGACUCCGGCGCUCCUCCACCUGAUCACCAAAGGCUACGUGGUGCGCUUGUAUCACAACAAAGACACGGACAUGUACACGGCCGUCACGUACAGCGUGCUUCUGAUGGAGAAAAAGACUGUGUUUCACCAGAGUGACGUCAAAAUCCCCGACGUGAGCAGGAUGUUCACGAGUUUCUAUGCCAAAAAGCGCUCAAUGCUCGUAAACCCGAUGCUUUUUGAAUUGCCCCACGACUACAACCACCUGAUGGGUUACGAUCGGCCGUUCUCGUUCGACUUGGACGAUUUAAAAAAGCCAGAUAAAAGUUAACUGAGUUCCGGUUGGUUGUAUCUCUGUAACACUUCAUAAGCGCAUAUAAAGAGGAACGGUUGUGAACGAGAUUUUGAACGCAGGCUGAAAGAUCUCAGUCGAUAUGUUAGUAAGAGUGUAACUUAUUUGAGGAUUUCUGCUAAUAAACCUCUGUCUGUUUAUAAUAUGGUUCAGGCUCAGAAGCUUUGCCCACAGAGGGACAGGCAUAUCGUCCUCUUGGACUUCUAAGGCUCUAUCCAUUGAAAUUGAGUUAUUCACAUAUUUGUAUUCUGGGAAAACUUCCUAAAAUGAUGUGAUGUUUUUCAGGUUGUGUGCAUUUUUGGACUCGAGAAGGAAACGAAGGUUCUGUCACAGUCAGACUCUUAACUUAAUUCUGUAAGGUUCUGUCUGUGAGCCAGUCAGCACUUCAUAAGAGGACCAGUCAUCUGCUUCUUUGGCAAGUCGCCGCUCUGUUCAGUGACGGCAGGAAAAGUUUAUAAAACUUCAGUGAAACUCUGCCUGUCUUCUUAGAACCCUUUAAAAAGUGUCCCUGGCUUAAAUUUUAUAAAUAUUAAGCAUUAAAGGUAAUUAAAGAGUGAACAUUUGAAUUGA
Messenger RNA from Pygocentrus nattereri (red-bellied piranha), 1471 nucleotides. RefSeq names its product transmembrane protein 70 (gene tmem70). Bases 128 to 880 code for a protein of 250 amino acids. The record is from RefSeq and is a predicted model, not a curated record. NCBI's taxonomy places the organism in Eukaryota, Metazoa, Chordata, Actinopteri, Characiformes, Serrasalmidae. Gene Ontology annotation, biological process: mitochondrial proton-transporting ATP synthase complex assembly. Gene Ontology annotation, cellular component: mitochondrial membrane. The transcript is spliced from 3 exons.